AGAAGAAGAAGAAGAAGAAGAAGAAGAAGAAUUUGCAGCUGCUAACCAUCCAUGCUGCUAACCCACCACCGGACCGGUGCUGUUCCUCUUUGGUAAUGGCUUCUCAUUCGGCUCGGUUCGGGCCCUGGCUGCUCGGUCUGGUUCUGCUGGUCUCCACGGUUCCCCCGCUGACGGCCUGGGACGCAGACCUGGAGCUGCUGGACCUGGUGGAGGAAAUCCCGCAGACCUUCUACCAGUUCCUCAACCUGGACCAGGAUGCAUCAGGAGCAGAGAUAAAGAAGGCGUACCGUCGGCUCUCUCUUUCUCUCCAUCCUGACAAAAACAAAGAUGAAAAUGCUGAAACUCAAUUCAGACAGCUGGUGGCCAUCUAUGAAGUUUUAAAGGAUGAGGAGAGACGGCGAAAGUACAACGACAUCCUGGUCAACGGGCUUCCUGACUGGCGGCAGCCUGUUUUCUACUACAGACGGGUGAGGAAGAUGAGCAACAGUGAGCUGGGCUUCCUCCUCUUCCUCAUCCUAACUGUGGGACAUUAUGCCGUCAUCUGGUCCAUCUACCUGGAGAAACAGCUGGACGAGCUUCUGAGUAAGAAGAAGAAAGAGAAGAAGAAGAAACUGAGCUCCAGACCUGCCGAAGAUCUCAGGUGUAUCGCUCAGGACCAUGUGGACAGGAAUCAGGAGCGACCUCAUUGGCAGGACAUCCUUCCCCUGAAGCUGAGUAUCUGGCUCUACCUGUCCGUCAAGAACCUGCCUCAGACUGUCCAGGAAGUAAAGCAGUACUAUGAGGACUACCAGCAGAUGAAGCAGCAGCAGAGGGAGGAAGCUGAAGCUGAAAAGGAAGCUGCUACAAGGGAAAAGAGGCCAAAGGUCAAGAAAGCCAAAACAGAGUUUCCUGUUUAUGAGCAGCCGACAGAGAACCUGAACUACCAGAGUUACGACCAGACCACGUCCAUCGAGGACAUAGAAGACCAGAUGGAUGACUGGCUGCAGCAUGGCAGAGGCGCAAAAAAGAAGGUUGCAGUCUGGACAGAGGACGAGCUGAGUCUCCUGAGCAGGUUGAUGGUUAAAUUCCCAGGAGGUGCUCCAGGGAGAUGGGAGAAGAUCGCUCAUGAACUUGGACGAUCCGUUCCUGAUGUGACAACCAAAGUCAAACAGGUGAAGGACUGUGUCAGCCACACAUCAGGUCUGGUGAAGCUGUCGGAGUUAAAAGCACCUCUUCUUCCUGUGAGGUCACUUCCUGACAGCGCGGUGUCUCAGAGUGUGGGCGGGGCCUGUGAGGAGGAAGAGGAGGAGGAAGAGGAGCCAGCUCCGGCAGUCCGGAGGAGGAAACAGAAGUGUUCCUCAGCAGCAGAACAGGGAGAAGCCAAACUCAGAGGAAAUCGGCAGAGAGAUUUUGAUCCAAGUGUGGUGGAUGAGGAGGAGGCAGAGCCUCAAGAGGACAGAGAGAAAACGAAUCCUAACACAUGGACUCAGAACCAACAGAAACUGCUGGAGCUAGCUCUGCAGCAGUUCCCGCGAGGAACGCCAGAACGCUGGGACCGCAUUGCCAAGGUGGUUCCAGGAAAAACCAAGGAGGAGUGCAUGAUCCGUUACAAGAUGUUGGCAGAACUGGUUCAGAAGAGGAAACAAGUGAAGAGCUGAUGAGUUUGUCCACAAUCAGGUGAUCCGGAGUGGACUGAUCCAGUGUUUUGUCACUUGUUCAGGUGAUUUGUGACCUGUGACCUACUGCUUCAUGUGCCUUAGCUCCGUUCAGCAUGCCGAUCGAUGUGUUUACUGAUCAAUAAACAGUAUUUACAAGUGUUCAGAUGCUUUGUUAAAAAAAUAAAUGAAGUGUUUUGUU
Cololabis saira (Pacific saury) is the source of this 1836-nucleotide messenger RNA. RefSeq names its product DnaJ (Hsp40) homolog, subfamily C, member 1 (gene dnajc1). The transcript has 12 exons. Lineage: Eukaryota; Metazoa; Chordata; Actinopteri; Beloniformes; Belonidae. Bases 96 to 1637 code for a protein of 513 amino acids. Gene Ontology annotation, cellular component: endomembrane system. The record is from RefSeq and is a predicted model, not a curated record.